AUGUCAAUUACAAACGCCUCGGCAUAUGAGGCUGCAAAGUCAGCCAAAUCAGCAUCUCAUACAUUAGCUACACUUCCUACAUCAGCAAGAAAUGAUGCUUUGACAGCAAUCCACACAGCUUUGUCGGAAGCGAAAGAGGACAUCUUGGCAGCGAAUGCUCGAGAUCUUGAGUUGGCGAAAAAAGCAGCUGAGAAUGGCCAACUUAGUCUGAGCAUACUGUCACGGUUAGACCUUGGAAAGAAAGGGAAAUGGGAGGAUAUGUUGAAGGGUAUCUUAGAUGUACGAGGACUUGAAGACCCAGGUGGAAAAGAGUCAACGGAAUCUUUCGUUGCAAUCUCAAAAGUCAUUUCUGCUGCAUUAGAAAACACCCAAGUACCAAAUACAGCCAUUCAACUUGUCACCACCCGAGAUGCCAUCCCACAGCUUCUCGAGCAGGACAGAUUCAUUGACUUGGUUAUUCCAAGAGGGUCAAACGAGCUCGUUCGCUACAUCAAAUCAUCAACCAAAAUCCCAGUCUUAGGUCACGCUGACGGAAUCUGCUCAAUCUACCUCGAACACUCCGUUGACCCAGAUCUCGCAGUCCGAGUUGUAGUAGAUUCGAAAACUUCUUACCCCGCAGCAUGCAAUAGCGUUGAGACAUUACUCGUGGAAGAAGCAGCACUACAGAGUGUUCUCCCUCCAGUAGCGGAAGCGCUCUUAGCAAAAGGAGUCUCACUGCGCUGUGAUGCCAACACCAAAGCAGCACUAACACUGCAUCUCCCAAAGAGCUCCUCAGCAAUCUUACAAGACGCCGAAGAAGUAGAUUUCGACACCGAACAUCUCUCGCUCGUUCUCGCUAUCAAAACAGUUCCAAUUGUCACAGACGCAAUUAUACACAUCAAUAACCACGGCUCACAUCAUACUGAUGUGAUUCUGACAUCCUCCGAGGAAAUCGCUGAACAGUUCAUGUCCGGUGUUGACUCCGCUGGUGUGUUCUGGAAUACAAGUACUAGAAUGGCCGAUGGAAUGCGGUUCGGAUUCGGUACAGAGGUGGGUAUUAGUACGAAUAAGAUUCAUGCUAGGGGACCGGUUGGGCUUGAGGGUUUGAUGAUUUAUAAGUAUAAGAUUCGGGGUGCGGGACAUGUUACUGCGGAAUAUGGGGAGGGAGAGGGACAGAAGAGUUUUAAGCAUCAGAAGAUCGAGUUGUAA
Glarea lozoyensis ATCC 20868 is the source of this 1188-nucleotide messenger RNA. Its product is annotated as ALDH-like protein. The record is from RefSeq and is a predicted model, not a curated record. Gene Ontology annotation, molecular function: NADP binding; glutamate-5-semialdehyde dehydrogenase (NADP+) activity. Bases 1 to 1188 code for a protein of 395 amino acids. Lineage: Eukaryota; Fungi; Ascomycota; Leotiomycetes; Helotiales; Helotiaceae. The transcript has 2 exons.